Closterium sp. Naga37s-1 is the source of this 420-nucleotide messenger RNA. The record is from the annotation of a GenBank genome assembly. Lineage: Eukaryota; Viridiplantae; Streptophyta; Zygnematophyceae; Desmidiales; Closteriaceae.
AUGUAUCAGUACGGCAUAUUCAGCGUGAAGAUGAAGAUGCCGGCCGGCUACUCCGGCGGCAUCAUUCCGUGCUUCUACCUCAUCUCGGGUGGUAGCCCGGGUUACAAGGACAUUCACGACGAGAUCGACUUCGAGAUCCUGGGCGCCGAGAACCCACGCGACAUGAUCAUCCACACCAACCUCAUCACGGGCGGCCAGACCAACCUCGAGCAGUUCCGCUUCCCGUUCGACCCGUCGGCGGACUUCCACACGUACACGAUCAUCUACUCACCGAACUUCAUCGUGUGGAGGAUCGACAACACGCCCAUCCGCGUCACCCUCAAGACCCCCGGCAGACCCUUCCCCUCCGAGCCCGUUCAAGUCAAGGUAAGUCCCUUCCCCGUGCAGCAAACUCUCUGUCUCAAACCACCAGCAGAAUAA